UAAAAAAAAGAUCUAUUAUUUUAUUUCUUGACAAAUUGAUUUUUUAUAAGAUGAUUUCACCUGUUUUUAAUUAUUAUUAUAAUUGCAUGAAGUUCUUAAAUUUUGAAUCAUAAAAUUAAACCAAUUUUUUAUUUUGGAAUAAGCACAAAAUUUUGCAUAGAAUGGGUAUUAUAACCAGCAAAAAUACAAGACGUAUAAGUUUCGAUAAUACAUUUACCAUGACUCCAGUUCUAAUUCAAAAACCUAUUGAAGAUAUUGAUCAUAAAAUAGCAAUUGAUAAUUUUGAGAAGAACAUUCCGUCAGAAAUAAACUAUAAAGACACUAGCAAUGGGUUAAUUGAAUUGCGAGAUGAGGACUAUGAUUAUUGGGCUCACAGAAUAGAAUCUCUUAAGAAUAACCAUCAAGAAAUAAGUCAGAUUAUAGAAGAAGAGUUUCAAAAAACAAUCGAUAAUACUCACAAAUUAUUCCAUCCCCCAAAAAUAACGCAAGAAAAAAUACAAAAAAUUAAACCUUGUUUUGACUGGCAAACAAAGAUUUUGCAAUGCUAUGAAGAUAAUCCUCGACAAACGUUAAAGUGCUCAGCUUUAGUGCAAGCAUUCAGCAACUGUGUAUCAUCGUGCCAACUUGAAGAUUAAGUUCUAU
Messenger RNA from Maniola jurtina (meadow brown), 642 nucleotides. RefSeq names its product MICOS complex subunit mic25-b-like. The transcript is spliced from 3 exons. The record is from RefSeq and is a predicted model, not a curated record. Lineage: Eukaryota; Metazoa; Arthropoda; Insecta; Lepidoptera; Nymphalidae. The coding region runs from base 162 to 635 and encodes 157 amino acids. Gene Ontology annotation, biological process: inner mitochondrial membrane organization. Gene Ontology annotation, cellular component: MICOS complex.